AUGUCGAGCUAUAACUCUUCUUCUUCGUCUUCUUCUCGGUGUAAAAGGCCGAGGACGAGCUCACUCCCUCUCGAGCUCCACCCCAACGUCCUCUCUCGCGUACCCACUAAAUCCCUCCCCAAGUUCAGGUCCGUCUGUAAAGAGUGGCGCGACAUCAUCGACGAUCCGCGCUUUGCCACCGUGCAUGCCGCCAGUGGCGUCGAAAGCCCCCGGAUUCUGCUGUUCUCACAGCCAAGCCUAGGCGCAGAGCCUCGAUUUGUAAUGGACGAAGAAUUCCUGGAGACUUCGCUCCCCAGAUUGGCCGGGGGGUUGUGGCACUGCGGAGCCAGAGCUUCGUGUCACGGGUUGCUUUGCUUUGACGACCUCCGCAAGGGCGAGACCUGUCUCCUCAACCCUCUGACCCGAGACGGCUUCUCCCUGUCCAGCGUCGCACCUUGCGAGCGGCCGCUCGGGUCCCACAUCGCCAUCGGGAUGGACCGCUUGACCAGCCGGUACAAGAUCCUGCGCGUGAGCUAUUUUCGCCGCGCAAUCGGCGCAAUUAGGGCAGAGGUCCUCGAUCAGGGCUCGCAGUCAUGGAGGGAAAUAGCGAGCGUCCCUCCCGGCGACAUCCUCGGAGACCCCGUGUUCGCCGCCGGAUCGAUCCACUGGAGUGUCGCCAGCAGAAACGACGCUCUCAGCAUCUCGUCAUUCGACCUCGCAAAGGAGGAGUUCGGGCCGACUCCGUGCCCAGAGAUUCAACACGCCCGCCUGGUGGACCUCGGGGGAGCUCUGGGGCUCGUCGACUGCUCACGCGAGGAGAGCCUGGACGUGUGGGUGAUGGAGGAGAGGGGGCGGUGGAAGAAGGAGUACAGUGUCCAGCAGAUCCCGCUGUUGCCGGUGAAUAAACACGGCUACCUUAGCGUUCUGGGCUGUGGUGGCCGGAAGAUUAUGGUCAACUACUUGGGGAGCUUCUGGUUCUAUGAUCCUGCGACUGACGAGGUGAAGCAUGUGCGGAGAGCCACCGACGCCGGAGGCAGCAUCACCCUGAGUUUGCUUUCGCCGACGAAGUUAUGGAAUGGUGGGGUUGCGGAAAUAAGCGCCGAUUAA
Rhodamnia argentea is the source of this 1086-nucleotide messenger RNA. RefSeq names its product F-box/kelch-repeat protein At3g23880-like. The record is from RefSeq and is a predicted model, not a curated record. NCBI's taxonomy places the organism in Eukaryota, Viridiplantae, Streptophyta, Magnoliopsida, Myrtales, Myrtaceae. The coding region runs from base 1 to 1086 and encodes 361 amino acids. Gene Ontology annotation, molecular function: protein binding. The transcript has a single exon.